UCUGUCGAUCGCUCUCGAUCAAAAAAGAUAUGUGGCCACUUAUUAUACGGAUUAGUAUCUUUCUUAUCAAGGCAAUGCGCGUGUAAAAAAAAUAAGCGACAAGCUGACCCGCUAACACCACAGUCUCGAGCUUUGGUCUCUGGUGGCGAUAAACACACGUCAUGCAGUAGCUUCAGUGGCAUGGUCGAGUUCGCUGCCAUCGAACGCGAAAUCACCGAUGACAAGCUCGGAGAGCUCGCGGUUGUCAUCCAGAAUUUAAGAUAAAAAAGCGCUGUUGCUACCGCCGACUAAGAAUAGAGAGCCCAACAGUCCAAGCAAUGUGUCUUGAAUUUUAAAACAUCGUUUAACAACUAGAGACGACGAACACUCUACGUUCUCCACAAUAUUGUUCAUCUUACAGCCCCGAUCUCGAUACAUCGGAAAAAAUGGCAAACGAAAAGGAGCAGACGGCCGGAAAAAUCGAGCUCAAGAGAGAAUUAGGACUUUUCAGUGCGGUCAGCAUUAUUCUGUCAGUGAUGAUCGGUUCCGGCAUUUUUGUAUCGCCCACCAGCGCACUUGAGCGGUCAGGAUCUGUGGGAUUUUGUCUAAUCGUUUGGAUCAGCUGCGGCGUACUAUCUUUGUUGGGUGCAUUGGCCUUUGCCGAGUUAAGCACCGUGGUACCGCGUUCCGGUGCCGAAUAUGCAUACUUCAUUGAAGCUUUCGGACCGUUACACCCUUACGCCGGUCAAAUACCGGCGUUCAUUUGUUCCUGGAUUUACGUGAUACUGCUACGACCAGCGGAGGUAGCGGUGAUCAUAUUGACUUUCGCAGAGUACAGCGUGCAACCGUUCUCUGGAUACCUCAGCAAUUUACCCGGUGACUCUAUGGCGACUUUGAAGAAACUUCUGGCGAUUAUGGCGCUUGCUGUGAUAACGUACAUCAAUCUCAUCAGCGUGAAGCUUUAUAUAAGGGUGCAAAACGUGUUCACUGUAUGUAAAAUACUCGCCUGUAUCGUGGUGAUCGGCGGUGGUAUAUGGUGGCUAAGUAGCGGUCAUGUGGAACUUCUUAAAGAUCCCUUUCGUGGCACAACCACGUCAGCCGGUAACAUUGCUCUGGCUUUCUAUAGCGGUCUCUGGGCGUACGACGGCUGGACCUCGGCCGCGAUUGUCACCGAAGAGAUUCAGAAACCCGAGAUCAAUAUCCUUAGGAGUACUCUCAUCGCGGUACCUGUUAUUACCAUUCUAUAUGUAUUCAUGAACUUGAUGUACAUGGCAGCGUUGACGACAUCAGAUAUGGUCAGCGCGCCGGCGGUAGCAGUUCUUUGGGCAGAUCGAGUUCUACCAUCCUGGAUGAGUUUCGCAAUACCGCUCGGCGUAGCGUUGUCGACCUUCGGAUGCGCCCUUAGCGUGCAAUUCAGCGUGUCUAGAUUAUGCUUCGUUGCAGGCAGAGAAGGCCACGUGCCACGCGUCUUCAGUUAUAUGCAUAUCGAGAAGAUGACACCAGUUCCUGCAGUAAUUUUUCAGGGCAUACUCUCAUUAAUGUGCCUGCUAUUGGGUGACAUAAUCGCUCUAAUCGAAUUCGCCAGUUUCCUCAUGUGGGUGUUUUACGGAUUAGCGAUGAUAUCGCUUAUAAUCAUGCGACGGACAAAACCAAACGCUCCCAGACCGUACGCCGUGCCUAUCGUGAUACCUUGGCUAGUGUUAGGUAUCUCUAUUUUCCUUGCAGUGCUACCGAUAAUUUAUGACCCAUCGACGAAAUAUCUUUUCGCGCUGGUGUUUAUUCUAUGCGGUAUUGUUGUGUACCAUAUUUAUGUAUACAAGAAGAUAAAAAGUACUUUAUUAGCUAAACUAACAUACUUCAUACAAGCAUUGUGCCUGGUUGUUGCACCAGACAAACAGGAAGACGAAGGAUGGAAUAUUUCUUAAAUCUAUCAUUGGUGUAUAUAAGUACAUAAAAUAUUUGCUCACAUUCAUUCUUCGUGUCAUAUGUGCAUUUCGUAAUUCGCAAAAAUAGCGCUAUUAUGUGCAUUAUACUUUUAUAAACUUUUUUUAUUAUCUAACAAUAUGAGAAUUGAUACUUCAGUAAAAUAGUUUUUGUGCAGUAAGCAUAAAUAGAAUCAAUGUGCCUUACAUUGUACAAUGCAAAAAAGGUUUUAAUUUAAGUUUUUCUCUCUCUUUUUUUAUACUUUAAGAGAGUGUAAAUUAAAAUAUUUUUUAUAGAAAAUAUAAAUGUAUAUAUAAUAUAAUGAGAAACAUAAAUAAUUAAAAAAGAUAAUAUUUUGUAUAUUUGUGCGAUAUUUUACC
Molecule: messenger RNA, 2282 nt
Organism: Formica exsecta
Lineage: Eukaryota; Metazoa; Arthropoda; Insecta; Hymenoptera; Formicidae
Product: b(0,+)-type amino acid transporter 1-like
Exons: 3
Coding region: 426-1904 (492 amino acids)
Biological process (GO): amino acid transmembrane transport
Cellular component (GO): membrane
Molecular function (GO): L-amino acid transmembrane transporter activity
Source: RefSeq, a predicted model, not a curated record